CGCAGUAUUGCAUGCAUGUUGUGAAACAAAAAUAAUAAGUAUAAUAAUUCAAAUCAAGCACAUGAUUGAUUAUGGUAACAGCGAAAUCUCAAAAUAAACCUAUGAAUAUAUUAAUUUUUUAAAAAAUCUGAUAAAACUAAAUAAAAUUAGGCCUAUAUUUAAGUAUUAGACUAAUAAAACUUAAAUUAUAAGUCAAGUAAUUUGAGUAAGUUCAGUAAGUCUCACUUAUUUAAAGUUAAUAGUAAUUAAUACUUGGACUUGGUACGUAAUACUAAUACUCUAAUAAAAAGUCUAAGUCACAAGUUAAGUUAGACAUCUAAGUCUCUAAGACUAAGUGUAGUUAGUUUUGGAGAAACCUCCACUGGGGGGGUGCCAACAGUGACUUCAGUGAGUGUGCUGUCAGCUGUUUUAAGUCUUUACUUAAGUACUGUUUAGUAAGUGAAACAGUCAAACGCUUAACAGUAAGUCCGGGUGCCAUUCUCAGUGUGAGUGUGGACUGUGGUGCAGAAAUAAAUUGACCCUGCCUACCUUUUCACGCUAACUAUUUAAUUUAUUAAUAAGAUUACUACUACUACUACUACUACUCAUACAAUUAUCAUUAAUUAUUCUAAUCUAGGUCUAGGGUCAGUAGGCAGUACUGAGUAGGGCUUGUGCCUGUGCUUAUAAUUAUUAUUAUGAAUAAUGUAGGGCCUACAGUGUAAGUUUAUGGUCAUGGUCUAGUCAUACUAUAGUAUAGUCAUAGUAAAUAGUAGGGCUCUUGCUUAUAAUUAUAAAUAAUUUUUGUUAAUUAAGAAAUUAUAAAUAUAAUGUACAGUGCAUGGUCAUGGUAUAGUCAUAGUAUAGUAAAAUAGUACAGUACUAGGGUUUAUCCGGGUUCACUUUUUUUACUCUGGGUCUGGAUAUUUAGUCUUACAGACUGUCCUACACCAUACCCGUGACUCUUUAUUGGUUAAAAAUUAACAUAAUUAUAGUUGCUUCCCCCUAAAAAAAAAUUUGAACAAUUUACCAGAGCUCAACUGUCUUGUUUGAUGCUCACUAGAGUAAUAAGGCGAGAGACUGCAAUCAGCUAUGCUUGCUUGUUCAUGGGGCAUUUCGAACACUUGGUCGAAAGCAGCUAUACUGGACGCCUCCCUCAAUUCUAUAAGAGGUACAUAGAUGAUGGUAUAGGGGUCACCACUAUGGAGAGGAGUGAACUUGACCUGUUCAUUAACUUUGUAGGCUCCUUUCACCCCUCCAUUAAAUUCACAUCUCACAUCUCUGAGACCUCAGUCAAUUUCUUGGACAUUACAGUCACUCUUCACAAAGACACCCUACACACCUCUGCCUACUUUAAGCCCACCGACAGCCACAGCUAUCUACUCUACUCUUCAUCCCACCCUAAAUCCUGUAAGGACUCUAUUCCUUUCUCUCAAUUACUCCGUCUUCGUCGACUUUGUCGGUCGGAUGAGGACUUUUGGGACAAGGCACUUGAAAUGAUAGACUUUUUCCGGUGUAGGUCUUACCCGGAGACAGUACUUUCAUCAGCCCUCCAAAGGGUUAAGAAUAUUACACGUGCUGAUGCCUUCAGACCACGUCUGAGCGACAAUGUUGACAGGACAAAACUCAUUUUAACUUAUCACCCUCACAAUCUGAUUGCUAAACGUGUUUUCCUUAAACAUCGAUCUAUACUACUCGCAGACACCGACACACGAGAAAUUUUCUCUUCCCCACCUCUCAUUGUUUUCAGACGGGAUAAAAAUCUGAGAGACCUGCUUGUACGCAGUCGUAUCAAUGCUCCCCCCUCCCACUUUGGGACCAAGCCGUGUGGACGCAGUCGUUGCAACACGUGCCCUUUUGUCGUCCAGACUGAACGCAUACGUUUCCCCAAGGGCAGUUUUCAGAUACGCGACGGUUUCCUCUGUACAAGCCGCAACGUUAUCUACGCCAUUGUCUGCACCCGCUGUCAGAUGACAUACAUAGGGGAGACUGGACGCCGUCUCUCUGACAGGUGUACCGAACACCUCCGAAACAUUACACAAGAUAAACAGUGUCCCGUCUCCAAACACUUCAAUAGUAGUGACCACCAGGGCAAGGCGGACUUUUCAAUAAGUGCGAUUGUGGCUAGCACGAACACCGCCAGCCGGGUCAAUUUGGAACACAGACUUAUCCUGACUUACGGCACUUUGACGCCAGAUGGGAUUAAUGUUAUGUCUCUGUUCACAGCUUGACCCUAGCUCCGCCCCUCCACGUUCUGACCUAUCACAGUGAACUUUUUUCUCCCCCUUUUUUUCGCCGCUGCUUAUUUAAACUCUCACUCAUUUUCCUUCUGCCACACUUCUAUUGCUGCCCACAGAUACUACUUUCCAGCUAAGUGCUGUUUCUUAUUUUUAUACCGUUUUUUCUGUUGUUUUGUUUGCUGACGAAGGCUUUCUGCCGACACGGUCGCUGUUUUGUUGCUUGUAUUUUUUCAGGUUUAACCCUACUCUGUUUUAAUCAUUUUAUUUUGAUGCUCACUGCUUGACAGCCUUUUUUUUUCACUCAGUACUACUACAUAUAUAAAACAUGGGGAGUUGUUGGGGAAAGGGUGGUUUUGAAAAAGAGCAAGACACACCAGAAUCAAAUAUAUAUAAGAGAUAGGCUAUAACUUCCUGAUCUGUUUUGUCACAUAAAAUAUGAAAUCAUUGACAUGUAUUCAGACUCAGGGUACUCUAUUCAAAACAACAGAAGAAGACAUAAAAUUACAUAGAUUUCAUCACAACCUUGGGUCUAAUUAGGACUAAUUUAAAGUCUAAUAGCACAUGAUAUUGACUAAUUCUGAUAAGUAUCAUUACUAUGAUAAUUUCAGCUCAUAAUUUUUAAAGCUUAACUUACAAUUGAGACAAUGUUGAUUAUUGAUUUAGCCUGUGCCCUAUAAUUAUAAUACUAUAGUUUUAGCUUUUAUAUUGUAAAUUUAAAAACAUGAAUUAAUAAAUGAUCUACUCUUGUCAACAGGUAAAUGACACCAAGCGUUGUUUAAAACUUAAUCAGGAUCAACCAAGAAUUUGCUACAUGGCUCUUUAGCUCAGUAUUUGACACUUGAGUCAUUUGUCAUUAUAACCCUCUGCCCUUAAAUUUACAUCACACAAUCACUAUAUAAUAUAGUGACAAUGCCAGGCCCAAAGAAAGCACCACGCACAAAAGGAAAUGUUAAGGUACACUAUCAGUGGUUAACUAUUUGUUAGAAUUUUAUAAGCAUACUUUGUUAAAAUAUUGAACUUUUUAUUGUUGUUAUGAUUAUGGUGAAACAUUAAAUUACAGAGAGACUGUGGGAGAAAGAAUCAAAGCACGAAUGAUCAUGUUACAAAGGAAUAUCAGUAAGACAACACAAACAUACAAGGAAGCCAGGAGGAAAGCAACAAAAAUGUGUAGGAAGAAAAAGAGGGAAUGGGAAAAAGAUAAACUAAAGGAAAUAGAAGAUUUAUCAAGAGAGGGAAAUAUAAGAGGAAUGUACAUGAAGAUAAAAGAUGAAAAUAAUGGAUACCAAUCCAGACCGCAAAUGUGUGAGAGCCACAAUGGAGAAUUAAUCAGGGAAAACAGUAAAGUACUGGAGAGGUGAGCUGAAUAUUUUGAGGACAUACUGAAUGCAGACAAUAAACAAGAAGAAGAUUAUCAUCCCCACAGGGAGGACCAGACCCUUUUAUACAUGCCCAACCCUAGAAGAAACCAAAGACGUAAUUAAUUAUAUGAAAAAUCACAAAGCCCCCGGACAAGACCUCAUCACAGCAGAACUGAUAAAAUAUGGAGGAAAAGAGCUACACAAUCAGAUACAUAAACUUAUAACUAAAAUUUGGCAAGAAGAGAAAAUACAGACAGAGUGGGAAACAGCAUUAAUAACCCCAAUACACAAGAAAGGCUCCAAACUUCAGUGCACAAACUACAGAGGAAUCUCCCUAUUAAAUGUUACAUACAAAAUACUGACAAAGCUUAUUGCCAAAAGACUACGACCUUACACUGAAGAAAUACUAGGUGAUUACCAAUGUCGAUUAAGGCCUAACAGAUCAAUGACUGAUCAGAUUUUCAACAUCAGAUGCCUAUUAGAGAAAUGCUAUGAAUAUAAUAUACCAGUACAUCAACUCUAAGUGGACUAUAAAAUGGCUUAUGACAGCAUCAAAAGAAACUAUCUAUAUGAGUCUCUGCAGGAGUUUGGGAUACCCAACAAACUGACAAGACUAAUACAUGUAACACUUAACAACUCAAAAAGCAAAAUCAAGAUUCAAGGAGAAUAUUCAAGGGAAUUUCAUAUUAGAUGAGGCCUAAGACAGGGAGACUCACUGUCUUGUAUGCUUUUAACCUAACAUUAGAGAGAGUUAUUAGAAACAUACACAUUGACACUCGAGGAACGAUAACAGGAUACUUUCUGAGGGAAACUCAAAAUCCACAACCAACGGGCACACUCUACAGCCAACCACUUCAGUAUCUUGCAUAUGCUGAUGACAUAGGACUUCUAUGGAAAAGUAUUAAAGACUUAUCAAAAUCCUUUUUUGAAUUAGAAGACGCAUCUCUACAAGCAGGGCUGGAAGUUAACAAUCAAAAAACAAAAUACAUGACCAUGAUAAGAGAAGAACAAACAGAUGAAGCAAUUAAAAUUAGAAACCAGACUUUUGAAAAAGUAAAUACAUUCAAAUACCUAGGAUCCUUGUUAAAUGAAAGAAACGAAUUACUAACAGAAAUAAAAGAAAGAAUAUCAGCCGGAAACAGGGCAUACUUCAGUAGUCAGAAAAUAAUCAAAAGUAAAAACAUUACAAGAGAAACAAAGAAAACAAUUUAUAAAACUGUAAUCAGACCAGUUGUAACAUAUGUAAGUGAAACCUGGACCCUAACAAAAACAGCAGAAAACCUAUUAAACACAUGGGAGAGGAAAGUUCUCAGGAAAAUAUAUGGGCCAACAAAUGAUGAAUAUUGAUGGAGAAAAUGAACCAACCAUGAAUUAUGCAGUCUAUAUCAGGAUCCCAUGAUAGUGGCAGAGAUAAAAAGAGGCAGGCUACGCUGGGCAGAACACCUAGAGAGAAUCCCAAAUGACAGAGGAACGAAGAGGGUGCAUCACCAAUACCCCAGAGGAAAAAAGCUCAAAGGCAGACCUAGGCUUAGGUGGAUAUAUGAUGUGGAAAAUGAUCUACAGCAGUUGAAAGUCCAAGCAUUGAAACGAAAGGCAUUAGUUAGGUCUGAGUGGAAGGAAGUGGUGAGGCAGGCCAAAGCCCUAUAUGGGCUGUAGCGUCACAGGGAUGGAUGGAUAAAACAUUAAAUUCUUGCAUAAAGAAAAGUGUAACUAAUAUAAGAUUUAGACAUUUUGACCUUCCGUUUCUAACAUAGACUAGAGUGCUUCCUUUUCCAAUAUAAUGAGAUUCUGACACUUGAAGUAAUUUCUAAAUGUUUGUACUUUCUUGUUUUGUCUUUUCUACUGAAAAAACUGAAGGCAUGUAGCCGAAAUGUUCUCUUAUCUUUGUCCUGUCUUUUCAUUUCAAGCCUCAUCGUAGCUUGCUCCACUAAUUCCUUCACAUGGCUUUAGCACAGUCCCUCAUAUAUUAUCCUUAAAAAAUAAUAGCUCAUUUAUCUGCAAUAUGUGGCCUAUCUAAAUUUAUUUAAUAAUUAUUCUGAGGGCUAACUAAUUUUAUUUUUAAAUAUUAGAAUAAACAAUUAUAUUAUUCUAUCAUUUAGUCCAGUGGCCCUAUAUUAUUGUUACAUUGCUGAUAUAUUACAUUUUGAUUAUCUUUGAAUCAAUUUAGAAUUGAUUUAAUUAAAAACAAUUAUCAAAUAUAUAACAUUUAAAUUCAGUAGAGGAGUCUCAAAAUGGUAAAAGAAUUAAAACUCAAUUUCGUUUUAAUAUUUUCAGCCUUCCAGUAGUAGCCAAGCUGCUCUGUUGUUAACUGCAGGUGGUCAUGUCACUACAGGGUUCAUUGGGUUUUCUAAUAACCCGGCCUUUGUACCAGCUAGUGAAAUGUUUGAUGAUGCUGAAGCAGCUCUUGAUGGAGAAUUUCGAAUUGUCCUUCGCAAAUUGUCCAAGCGGGAUAGUGUCACCAAAAUAAAGGUUAGGCUAAAAUUAAUCAGAACAAUUUGAAACAUUCAUUCACCAAGGCCCACCCUGCAUUAGGAUAUGCAUUGAAAAUAUUUGUUCUCUAAAAAGAACACUUCUUUACUGGGUCCUACAAUUAUUCAAACAUAUACAGCCAGUGCUGGACUUACGACCUAUGCAACUUACGACCACAAUCACUAGCUAUAUUAGAUUUAUUUCUGCCUCAAUUAUCAGUCGAACCGCGUUAUCUUCAAUCAUCGGCGGUCGUUAACUAAUGAAAGGGAGGCAUGAUGUUAUGAUGAUGCUAUGCUGCUAGCUGGCGUCAUCAAUUUCUAAGAAAUAACACUGUCACAAUCAAUUACCUUAGAUCCAUUGACUUCCCCAAGGGCAGCUAAAGCUUGUUGAUUGGAGAGCUCUUCAGAGUUUGAACUCCCAUCGAAAAUUAUGAUUUAUAACAAUAAUAAAAGAAAUUUAUGAUAUACUUUAACUUAAAUAUUAAAUAUUUUUAUAACAUCACUUCACAUUACUGUACACAUAGCGUACUAAACUUACGACCAAAUCGUGCUACGACCAGUUUGUCGGAACUGAUCAUGGUCGUAAGUCGAGCUCUGGCUGUAUAUAUUUUGUGUGUGUGCGUGCGUGCCUGUGUGUGUGUCUCUACCUGUCUGUCUCUCUUUAGCACAACUUGCUAGAGGAAAACAUUCCAACCAUCACACUCACAGCUUAGACAGCAACUGACUAACAAUAGCCGUACUCCAAGCCAGUCCAGGCACUACGUCCAGACACAUAAAAUCUAGUAACAUCACAAUCCUUAUAUGAUCAAGAAAGUUUAUCAACGAAACUAACCCUUGAGACACGCCGGCACAAUAAAACACAACAUUCGUAGUGCAAUAAUUAAAAGGCAAUAUCUAUGCUCAACACCUAUUUAUUUUCUUUACUAUUAGUUGGCAUUGAUAUUGUUUUAAAUGUAAAAUAUGUCUUUUUUCUUCAAAAAAAUGGAACAUUUCUCAUUAUCUUCAAAUGGUGUUAGUGAAAUGUGUUAGAUUUUUAUCAGAGAUUAUGUUCAAAUUAAUAUUCAUUUUGCAAUUAACGACAAUGUAAUUUAAUUAUUAAAAUUCACAGUCACUUCUUAUGUUUCAGGCCUUGCAUGAAUUUAUAACUUUAUGCGCCACUAAAGAGGAGGAUCUUGUGAAAGCAGUUGUUCCAUUUUGGCCCAGGCUGUACAACAAGCUUGCCAUUGUAAAUAUUGUUUUACUUGAGUCUGCAGUUAGUAGAUCAAUUACAUAGGGAUAGGGAAUCUUUUUAGACAGUCUUUGAGUUCACUUUCUCUUUUAUCACUAAGUGUGCAGCCUUUUUAUUCUCAAUCUAUUAAUAGAAAUUAAUUAAGCACAACUUCAGUAUCUUGUUUUCAUUAUGCAGACCUUUUAUAAUUUCAUUUUUUUUUUAAAUAGACUAAAAAACAUUUAAAAAAAAAAAAAAUUAUUAAAUGUUUGACUAGGGCCCUGGUAUUAUUUAAGAUGGAGACAAAAGAAGAGUUCAUAGAACUGCUCCAUUAAGGUUUUUAAUUUAUAAAAAAUUAUAUAUAGAAUGCAUUUUUUAAAUUCCCCUCUCUAUUUAAGUCAUAGUUUCUGGUCAGAUAAUAAAUAGCACAGUAGGCCUAUGGGAAGCCACUUUAAAAAACAACUAGAUAAAAAUUUAUAUUAUAAAAAAUAGUUUAAUAGCAGAAUGUGGGCAUAUUUAUGAGAGUCAUCUGUUUUUGUCUUUUAGGAUAUUGAACAUAAGGUACGAGAGUUGUCUCAACGAGCCCUUCUAGCAUUAGCUGAGAAAACAGGGAAAUGCCUGGCUCCACAGCUGAAGAGCUUCAUGGGAUUAUGGAUGGUUGCAAUGUGUGAUACCUACCCCACUGUGGCAUCAGCAGCCAACACAGCUUUCACCAACACUUUCACAUCAGUUAAACAAGUUGAGGCAGUACAGUUUUGUAAGGCUGAUAUAGUGGAGGUAAAAAUCACUCACAGAGGAGGACCAAGAAUUUUAGUCCUUAUAUUUGAAUUAUUUAUUUAAUUAUUAUCCAUAAUGAAUAAUUGAUUUCUUUUGGUUCACGGUGCUAUUGUGGUGCUAUUAAAUUAACAUAAUUUAUAUAAGUUUAAAGUUUUGUCAUCAAGUGUUAAAAUAAACUUGAAGUUUUUUUUUUAAAUCAAUAGUGGAGUGCAUAACUUUAAGGAAUAUGAAAUAAUAAUCUGUAAUAAAAAUAAUUAUGAAACAAUGGAUUAAAUUUUAGUAUAUAUUUAUUUAAAGCUUUAUUUUAAUGAUAUUCUGUCUCGGUAAUCUGCAAUCUUAAUAUGGUAAAUUUAAAAAUAAUAAUGCCUUAACUACAUUAUGUCAUUGUUGUAUUUCAUCAAAAUGAUAUAAUAAUAAAUUGUAAUUAAUAUCAUAUUAAUGUUUAGAAGAUGAUUAAUGUUAACCAAUCCUGACAAUGCCCAACACUAAUUUGAUAGUAAAAUUCUGUUGCUAGAGUCUUGCCAGAGAACACCCUUAUUUAUUUGGGGUUCUGGCUUAAACCAAUGUGUGAUAUAGACAUGGGUGUUUGUAUUUACCAGUAUUAUUCUACCACACAAGCUAUAUUAAUUAAUAGAUUAAUUUAUACAUCCCAGUGUUUGAUGAAUGUGUGUUUGUAUUUACCUGUAUUGUUCUACCAUGCAAGUUAUAUUAAUUAAUACAUUAAUUUAUGCACUCCAGUGUUUGAUGAACAAUAUUUUGAAAGCUACCCCAGAGACCCUCAGUGAUCCACAGUAAGAUAUAUAUUCUUUAAAUUAUACUUUCUUUAAAACAAAAAGCUUCAGUUACCUCCUACUAAUUAAAAAAAAAAAAAUUACAGGUCCUUUCAUCUUUAAAUUUGACAAUUGCUAUUUUUUUUUUAAAUUUUGAAUGUUCUGCACGUCAUCUUAUUUUAUCUCUAUUUAUAAACAAUUUGACUGGUUUUGUUUGGUAUAUUUCUGAUACCAAAACUUUAAUUAUGAGCUCAUUGCUUAUUCUUUUUAAGCUUGUAAAAUUCUAUAUUGGAUCCUAUACAUUAGUUACUUAAAUUUCAUCUCAUUUUACUACUUUUUAUUCACAGAACCACAAGUGAGACAGACAUGGGUGCCAAGUAUGAAAGGGUAGUCAGCUCCAGCUUGCUUGCAUUCCGUAAACUUAUAACAAUACUUCCAGCUGACACUGUCACCACAUUCAUGUCUGAGCACAUUGAUGCCUUGUUGUCAAGUUCAGCAUUUUGGAAGCAUACAAAAUCCACAACAAUAUCCGUAUGUGUUCUAUAAAUAAUUGUUUUUAAUAAAAUAUUUGUUUAAAGAUGCAUAGGUGGAAAGUUAAAAUUAAUGAAGAAAGAAUAAAAACUAUUAUUUAAUGUAACCUUAGUAUAUUUAUUAAGACAAGUGAAGUCUUGUGCUUGUAAAAUUUUUGAUGUUUGAGUUUAACUCAAACUAUGAUCAAAUAAUUGCUUUUGGGGAUAAUUAUCUCUGCAGCCAAUGACAUUGAUAAGUAUGCUUAACAAGAUUUUUAACUUAAAUUUCCUUCUAACUUGCUCAGAUUAAGAGUGGUUUACUGAGCUUGUUAGCAGUAGUUUGCCAACUGUGUCCGGAUGCAUCUAGCAAGGCAGUGAACAAGAUAGCUCCAUUCGUCAUCUCAAACCUCGACGCUAGUGAUCCAACUUUGAUCUCGUACACAUGGGAGGCCACUCUUUCUAUGAUUAAAGCCCAUCAGGUAAGUGAAAGCUCUUCAACAAGCUUUUUUAUCUGGCUAAAUUGUCAUAGAUUUUUAAAAAGUUAACUUUCUGUUUCAAACAAAUGUAGUGGAAUUUACAUUUCAUUCUUUUAUUACACAAAAUGCAAAAAAAUUGUUCAGUUACAGAAUUGAAUAAAUCUUCGGGAUCUACCAGGGUCGCAAUUUUUGUAACAUGUUAAAAACUUCAUUUUCCCAGCAAUAUCUCACUUUGGAUGUUGGUCUUUAUAAAAAUAGUAUCUGACUGAGUACAUAAAAAAAUAUCUGUAAAUCAAGUUAAGGGAAAACCUGGGGAAAAAAAUACGAAACAAAACAACAAAAAGCCUUUGUCAGUUAACGGUACCAUCAAAGAGUACGAAUUAUAAAAUAUUUUGGGGUUUUUUUCCACUUAACCUGAACAUGCGGUUUGCCGCCCCCCCCCACCCCCCCUCCCACCGACUUCAACGAUGGAUUUCUCCCUGUUAAAAUAAGUCACCAGUAUAACAAUGACAAGGAACAAAAUAAUAAAAUAAUGGAAGGUCAGGAGUCCCUUUUCCAAUUCCUACAUAAAUAUCUAUCUGUGGAAAAGUCUUUCUGUGCUUUAAAAAGUACUGCCACUCUAACACAAUAUAGAAAUUUGAAAAUUUUAUUUUCUGUGAAAAAAUAUAUCAUAGUUCAUUAAGAUGCCUUAUGUCUGUGUUUAACUAAUGUUUAAAUAAUAACUAUGAAGAAAAAGAAAUGGCUCCGCUCUUUUUGUUUUUCAGGAUUGCUGGGAGCACAUCAAUUGGCAAAAGGCCAUGUGGCCAAAGAUUAAACACAUUCUUGAGUCAGGCUGUUCUGGUCAGGCAGCAAUUGUCUCACCCUGUUUACUACCUCUCCUCAGCAAAAUUGUUAACCUUAACUACCGUCAGUUCUUUGAUUCGUUUCGCAUGGGGUAGGUGCAACAUUCAUUCCAUCAACAUUUUAUAAUAUUAUAACUGUUUGCUUUAAUGUAAAACCAUUGGGUUUUUUUUUAUACAGUCCAAGUGUAUUUUUUUACCUCACAUUUUUACAAUUUUCUUAAAAACUGAUGGAAAAAAACUCUUUGAUGACUUGUGUUAUUGUUGUAUCAUAACUCAACAUUUUUUUUAUUCCAGCUUAUGUGCAGCCAGAUCUUUGUACAGUCCAUCGGACACAAAUGCUCUUGUCAAAAGCUUUACAGAAUGCAUUCACUACAGCAUUCAAAGUAUAAACAAUUCUGGUAAUGAUUGUUCAGAUGUCAGAGAUUUAAUUCUGAGCCAGGUAUGGUUAUUUCUAGUGUUGGUAAUCUCAAAGGAAUAUAGAUAUUUUUAAAUGUAUUAUUAGUUAUUAUGGAUGCACCAAGUGCUUGAUUUAAUUCAUUUAUUUAACCAAUUAAAUGAACUAUUUUUAUUGUGUCAAAUGGUAUAUGGCAUUCAAACACAUAGAGAACAUCUAGAUGUUUUAUCAUUAUGUUAAGCUCAAGAUUUGACUGUCAGUACCAAGUGUGGGAAAUUUUGUAAAGCUGAACAGUAAAAAGGGGCAAAGCUCUAUCAUAAGAAUUUUUGAUUGUCUGUCAGUAUGCAGCAGCGGGCCAGAAAUCAGCAUUGCUUAACCAGGCUAAAGACCAACUGAAUAUGUUACCAAAUUAAAAACGUCCACUAACAAUGACACAAUCUUGAAUAGUAUAAUAGUAUUGCAUUGGCAUUAAGAGGAAAAAAAAACAAGUAAACCUCUGUUCAGUGCAUCCCAACUUAGUUGACUGAUAGCAUUCUAAAUAUCUAGAUUAAUCCCUUCUGAUUAAACCAAUGAAUAUAAGAAUUUCCUGCUUUUAAUUUUUACAUAACAUUUAAAAAGGGUGGUACUUUAAAAAAUAAUCCAUUGACUUCACAUUUACUUCAGCUUCUGUUGGUUGUACAAGCAUCCCUGACAGAGCAACAGUUAACUCUGUCUAAAACAGACCUCUAUGUAAGUCUCAGCAUUUUACUUGAGGUCUCCAACAAUAUUAGGCCAGGGACAGAACAGUCCUUUUGGUCUGAAUUAUCAACAUUUGUUGUUGAAAAACUUGAAGCAGAAUAUCAGUUGAUAGUGGAGAGAUGCCAAGAUACCUCCACUGUUAAACAGAGCCUGCCGUUCUUUCAGUGCUUGAAUUUUCUCAUGCAAGGCCUUGUCUUUCAAGAAACAUCUUCUGCAACAAAAGAAAGGGUUAAAUUUGCACAAGAGGACACCAGGACUAGCAAUAAGAAAUCUAAUAAUCUUGGGAAAAAGAAACACAAGUUAUCCAGUGCCUCUGAAACCUUCGUCAGUGACAUUUUGGUGACAGUCUUUGAACUGGCCAUGGCGAGUGAACAUGCAGCACCUCUUUUUAUGGGUUUGUUCAAAGACCUUUCCUUCACUGACAUCCCCGUGAUUGCAGCACAGAGGCUGGCAGAUGAAAGUAAAGUAACCAGCCUGGCUCUUGAUCCAUCACAAAACCUGCUCAACUGUGCUGAGGAAAAUGUUAAAUCUGAGCUGCCCGUGUGCGGCACUGACAAUGCCCACCAAAGAUUUCUCUGCAAGAAGGCCAUCAAGUUAUUGUUGUACGCAGAGAAGAACAAGAGUUUGAGAGAUCUAGGAGGAGGGAAGUUUACAGACGACCUAGUUCUGAUCACCUUGGCUUUUGUUUCAUAUGUGGACGCCGAAGAAGGAACCAUAUUUUUCUCAUAUUUAUUAGAGGUUAGUCAUCUGUUGAGCUUGCUAUGCCAUGAUUUAGAGCUAUGGAAGUUUUUUCAUUCAUUUUCUGUACAUUUUAUUUGUCAUAUUUGUUUGUAUUCAUGUGCCUAUAUUAUUUAUCAAUGAUCAGUGCUUAUCUGAAUUAUAUUUGGAGAGAGAAAGAAAAAAAAAUCACAUCGAUUAACAUAGUGGCAAGGACUAGCCUGCGGCCUAAAAGGUUGAAGUUAAUUUGUCUACACUCUCCCUACACACAGAUAUUUUUUUAUGUGUCUGCAUAAGAAACAUUUUGUCAUUAAUUUAGCACUAUGAAUAAUAUUUGUUUUCUCAUGUCUAAAAACUAACUCCAACGUUGCUUUCAACAAAUUGCACAAAUAUUUUAAACACAUAAUUAAGAUCAUUAAAUAAAUUGUGCUAUGAAAUGUGUUUUUUGUUCACCCAGAAAAUGUAUUAAGUUCUUAUUUUCUUCAGAAUGUUCAAGACAGUCAAAUCACAUGUCAGCUGAUACAACAUAUCUUAAGCCAUAGCCCUGUAGUGCCAGCCUGCUAUAACUUACUGCAAGGCACCCAGGUCUCCAAGAAGAUAAAAGAGGUAACUCUUGCUGGGAUAGAGACUAACAAGAGCCAAGUUAAUGGAUCUAAUAUUGUAUGGAAGAUGUUGACAUCAGUUCUUGACAUUCUGGAUUCUAGUAACAGUAAGUGGAGCAUGUUUGGUUUUGCAAUAAGAUGAACUUCAUGUCUUUUGAAAAAUCUAACUUUAGUGAUAUUAAAUCAUUGUUUUUGUUCAUAAUAGCAUUAUUUCAUAAACUCUGUUUUUUUAAUCUUCUAACUAGUAGCUCCAUUAUAAAAGUAAUAUUAUUCUUUUGUGUCAAAACUUCAGGAGAAAUGCUGAAAUCAUGACACAAAAUAAGUUAAUGAAACUAAACCAUCUGUAAAACCAUUUUGUUCCAGAUGACCUCCUCAGCCAAUCCUGCCUUGAUUCUGCCAUUUCUAGUUGUCUAAGUAUUUUAAAAGAGCAGCAGGUCUCUGAAAAUAACCGAGACACUUUGGUCCCUGUUAUAAACUUGACCAAGAAAAUCUUAGACACACGAAAGGUAUUUAUUGAAUAUGUAUAGUGUUUUGGAGUGUACUUUUUGUCGCAUUUAUUGUGAGUACACAUACACAGAGAGCCAGGUUAUCUUUUUAAAAUUGUCUCUAAAUAUGUCACUUAAUUUUUUUUUAUUCUAAGCAUUAAAAUUUGAAUAAAGAACAUCCAUAAAUUUUUCUCUAAUGUUACUGUUACACCAUUAUGUAAAAGCAGUUCUGUCUGUCAGUAUGCCUCCUUUGUCUUUUCUUCAUUCUUUAUAAGUUCUCUAAUAUUUUAAUACAUUUAUUUUUUGGAAUUUCAUGAGAUGAUUUUAUUGGACAAAUUGUAUGAAACAUUUAAGGAUAUGUGAUGAAAUUUUUAAAUCCAUGUCACAGGUGUGGACACACCCACAGCUUGGAGAACUAGUUUUGAGUUUUUUCAGUUUAUUGUUGGCCAAUAAAAAUUCAGGUAACAUUACCAUUGAUAGAUAAAUCUAUAGUUUUUUAAAUGAAUUUGACACAUCUUUAUUUUUAUGAGUGAAUAUGGUUGCCUAAGUUACCCCAUUGCUAAUUCCAUACCAUUUUCGCUGCUCAGGGUAGAAGAAUAGCUCCCUUGAUAGCCUGUGUUCAUUGCAUUCGGCCCUUUGUCCACAGCUGAUGAUCGUGGAUGAAUUUAAGCCCACCACCUUUUCUAUGUGAGGCAAACUGCAUUUGGAUCAUAGGGCCAAUUUUUAAAAAAAAAUCUUUAAAUUAUAUGGACUUGAUUAACAUUACCACCUACAUUAACAUUAACUGAUAACUGAAAAUAAAUUCACAUUUAUUAAAUGUACAAGUUAAUUCACAUCAUUAGUUAUUCAAAAGCAAGUAAAUUUCAAGUUCAGAACUGCAUGCAACCCUUUAGCCCAGAGAGUUAUUGCUCUUUAACUUUAAGUACCAAAAUAACACAAACUUCUGUUUGAAAUCUCAUCGUCUUUCAUGUAUGGAUAAAAGAAAAGUUCAAUGUUCAUGUUUAUUUUUAAAAAAAAUUUUGUGUAUCCCCUUUCAAAAAAUGCUCUUAUUCCAUGAUUGUUUAAAUUUUAAUUGUCAUCCCUUUAUUAUCUUUUCAUGACUAGAUUAUUAAUUUUUUUAAAAAUUAUUUUAGCCCUGGUCUGUGUCCUCUUCAUAAUUGUAAACACAAUAAAAAUCUAGUCUUUUACUGUAAUAUUACUUUAUUUUAAAAAAAAUUUCAGAGCUUGUAGAAGAAGUUAAUUCUGUUUGGAAAUGCGGCUUUGACCACAUUGUGGAGAAAAAAUCUGACACAGAGAUCCACCAGCACAUAAGUCAGAUGAGCCAGCUGAUUAAAGCAUGGAUCUGUUUACCAGCAGCAACACUUUCGGGGUCAGUCAGUACAAUCAUUGAGUUGAAAUUAGCUGAGGCAUGUAUGUCACUUAAAACAAGUGUCCCAAGCCAUUUAAGAGGGCUGAAUAUAAUUUUGAACCCCCAUUCAAUUACCCAAAUGAUUAUACAUUUGGAUCCAUGAUACAAAAUACGUUCAUAUAUUAAUAUGAAUCAAAUUUUAAAAUCAUUUUGCCCCCUUCUCCCCAUAUCAUAAAUAUCCCAUAAUUACUUUUCUUAUCAGAAAGAAUAUAUUUGUAAUGAGAUUUUUAACAGAAAUUUAAAAUGUGCUCAUUUUAUUUAAAUCUUUUGGGAUAAUUAAAUGUAAACUAAGAACCUCUGACUUUUAAUUUAAUCUUACUGCUACUAGAUCAUCUUAUGGCAUUUGACAAAAAUUAGGUUGAGAAUUUACAUUUUUUCCCAGCUGAUAAAGCCAAAUUUGAGAAGUUAAAGUUAUAUAUUUGUUUGAUGAACUGUCUACAGCUUAUCAAAUGCAAGUAAAGCUGUGAAAAGUGUGGUAACACAUGUGUCUUCAUUCUGUGAGGACCAGGGCAACAAAUCCGAAUAUGAUCUUACAGUCUUAUCCAGCACGAUAGACUCAUUUUUGAUAUUGGACCAAAGUCAGUUUGAUGGUGUCAAUGAGGUUUGUUGACAUGUGGGGUAAUUAGAUUACUGUCUUGUUACCCAGCUCCACAGUUACCAAUUUUUUUGGUUUAGAAAUUGAAAGAGAUUCAUUGUGAUCAUUUUGACCCUUGACUCAUUAACUACAAUCAGCCUCUGAUACAUCUGGAACUUAAACGCUGGCCAAGUGAUGAGCAUAACUCACAUUUUAAAUAUACUAAAUGUUAUUCAAUCAAAAUCCACAUUAUUUACCAAUUACAAAACUGGCUUCUUCUUCUUCUAUAUUUUGAGGGCCCAUGAUCAAUGAAUUGAUCAUUAUGGCUCUUAGGACUGGAUGCUAUAUAAUUUAUUAGCUUUACUCACUAUAUUAAGAUGACCAAGAUUUCUUUUCAUGUCUUGCUGGUCAAAUGUGGUUUCAAGCCUAAUUAUUGAUGAAAUUUAAUUUUUUAAGUUUUUAUGAUUCACAAAUGUAUUUCCAGAGAAAAUUCAAGUGUGUGUUAUUGAUCAAUUUAAUUGUGAAUUUAUAUGCCACAAAAAAAUAAUAGGAGAUUUUAGUUGAAUUUCUACACCAUACAACCAAAAUGGCCAGGGAAAUUAAUUCCAUCAUUGCAUGUCUUUUAAUUUAGGAGUUGCUGCGUUUAUAUUCAUUUUCUUUGGUCUAGUUACAUCUGUAAAUGAAUGAAAUCCAAAAAUGAAUUUAGAAUGUCUUUGAAAGAAUUAUUAAGUAUUAGCUAUUAUUGGCAGUGAUCUUAAUUGUAAAAGUUUCUUUAUCUCUGGUAAUUCUUACUGGACUGUCCUUAUCGCAGGUUUACCAACUGAUGUACAUGGAGGGUGGCCUCUCACACCUGCCCCCUGUCAUUGUAUCUCCACCUGUGUCACUUGUGAGUUACACCUUAAUCAGCAUCCACAACCUUAGAGCACUGGUGCUCAACAAGGACUUUCAGAUGAAAGGGUCACAGGACGAUGGAUACCACUGGUCAAGAGGUCAACUCCAGAGUAUGACAGAGCUCGCACUGAGACUGUAUCUACUGGAUAAACACAUCAAGCUUCACCCCAAUGUAUGAUUAAUGUUACUGUAAUCUUGAUUAUUUAAAACUGUGAUGUACUGGCAGGAAUUUAUCUACACACCAGCAGAGAACAGCUGCCAAUUCAAUGAUUAUAUUGCUUGAUUAUCUCUUAUAUUUCUCAUAUUUUGCUUACGGGAGUGUGCAUGUUAAAGGACUACCAACUUUGACAGGCACUGGAGUAAAUGACAUACCGUUUCUCCUACACCGACUGAGCCUAAAUUUAAAAAUAAUGCCACAUGCCAUGAGCCUGGCGAAACCAGAAUAUGUAAUUUGAAGAACAUAGUGGUGACUGUCAGAAUUUUGUGGUAAAAGAAUUUUCGCCCAACCCACUAUUUUUAUAUCAAUGACUGGUAAUGGCUCUGUGCUUGCACAAGGUGAUCACAAUGAAUGCUGCAGGGUUUUCAAUCCCUCUUUUUUUUUUGCAGGCCUUAAAAGACAUGGCUGAUGAUUUAACUUCUGUAAAGAAGGAUCUGGCGGACUGUAUGGCAACACUGAGAGAAGAGAAUUUCUCAACUGUGUAUGAGCUGAUCUCUCAGAGGUAAGAGAAGUGAUGAGUCAGAAACACAAUCAUGUGGCGGGGAGACCUGUCGUAAACAUUUCGCAACAGAAUAACAUAAUCAUGGUGGGUUUAGGAUUAGAGUUGGGGACCAUUUAGGUAUGUCAUUCACCAGUAGUUUAUUAUAAAUUCAUCUUUCACCUCUUAAAACAAGAAAUGACAACACGGCAAUACAAUUUUCUAGGUUUCUAGAUCUUUAGUUAUUUUUAAUCUGUCAAUCUUUUUAUUUCAGUCAAGAUGACCAGUGGUGCUCAUAUUCCUGUGGCAUCAAGUCCAUCCUUGAGCCACUUGUCCAGGUUGUGGAGAAACCUGGAAGCAUCCAUCUUUUUGAUGCUUACGUAAUGUUUUUAUCCAAGUAAGUUCCAAUUCUUGUCUUCACAUUCUAAACCUCUACAGUUUAGCACUUCAGGAUAUUUAGCUUAAUUUGAAGGUAAAUGUGGCCAGAUUUACAUGCUCUUUAUUCUUUUAAAGGUGUGUAGACAGUGAUUUGGCAAUCAAGCUGAUAGAAAACCUAAAGACAUCAGGCAUAGUGAAAGAAAGUAUUCAAGACAACUUGGCAAUCAGUGUUUCUUACCUUCUUGGUACCCACAUCAUCAGUUUGAGCAAGCUUGCAGGUGAGUGUGGCCAUCAACUGCUGACCACUUUCUAGACCAAGAUUAGUUCAAACUAAGUCCUACUGGCCUGUGAUGUAAAUUUGUGCAAUCCACAAACACAUAUAAAACUGGCUUAGGCUAUAUCACUGGCAGUCUGUCUUAAUCUUGCCCUCCAUAGGCUAUAUCACUGGUAGUCUGUCUUAAUCUUGCCCUCCAUAGGCUAUAUCACUGGUAGUCUGUCUUAAUCUUGCCUUCCAUAGGCUAUAUCACUGGUUGUCUGUCUUAAUCUUGCCCUCCAUAGGCUAUAUCACUGGUAGUCUGUCUUAAUCUUGCCCUCCAUAGGCGAUAUCACUGGUAGUCUGUCUUAAUCUUGCCCUCCAUAGGCUAUAUCACUGGUAGUCUGUCUUAAUCUUGCCCUUCAUAGGCUAUAUCACUGGUAGUCUGUCUUAUUCUUGCCCUCCAUAGGCUAUAUCACUGGUACUGGUAGUCUGUCUUAUGAUUUUUAUACCAGAAUUGUCACUGAAAUAAAUCAAACUGAAGAAUGGUAUCAUACAAUUAUAUUUUUUGGUCUAAAAUUUUCUUAUUUUAAAAAAAAAAACAGUCUUCUGUUUAGGCUGAUUCCUGUCAAACAGUUCAGCUCUUCAUAUUUCAGGCCCAGUUAAUAAACUAUUUAUUUCUGAUCUGCUGGGUAUUUAUGGAAGAUGCUGGGCACUAAAAUAUACAGUACCUAUGAAAGAUAGUUUCUAUUUUUACCUUGCCUGUGAGAUCCUACUAUCAGUUUCAGCUGUGCAAAAUAUACAAUCCAGAGAACCAAAGUUGUGUUUAACACUGGUUGACUAAUUUGACAGCCAUGAUUGUCUGUAACUUUGAUGGUUUUAAUUUCCAGAGACACUCUCGGGAUGGCUGUCACUGUCCUUGCACCAUAACCUUCUCAAUGAGGAACUGAAAAUGUCAUUUUUGCAGACUGUCCUGGACAUUGUCAAGAAACUGAAGGAAAAGGACAUUCAUUUGUUGUCGGGAAGGUAAACACUUGUUGCAUGCAGUCAUUUUGUUUGUUUCUCUUUUUUGGGUUAAUCCCACAGUAAACUGUGACAGCUUUCUUGUUACAUUGAAAGCGGACUGAGCUUUGGAUUUGGACUUGAAGUAUCAAUAGACAUUUGUAGGAGUUUUCUAAAUCUUUGAUGAAAUUAAACAUCACACCUUGGUUUUUUAUUUAGCUGUCCAACUCAUUAUUUGCUCUGUCUUGACAAGCUGCAUUGUAAACUAUAACUGAAGCAAACACAUUCGUUUAUAAUCUCUAAUUAGUAUCCAAUGAUAACUGACUGCAAUGUUUUUAAAAAAUAUAUCUUAAUAGUGAUGUCACAGCUUCCCAAGAGAACAUACACUGGAACUGCCAGGCUGCUAAGAUUCUCAAGACGGUAAUUGUGCCAACCAAUCAGCAGUAUUGGGAGUUCACCCUCUGUACACUUGCCGAAUGGAUUCAGGUGCUUGAUCCAAGAUAGACAUGUAUUUUGGUCAUGUUAUUGUUUUAGUGACAUCAUCAGGAUUUUUUCAACUUGUUUCUGUAGUCAGAAACUUUUAUAAACUUUUUAUGUAAAGGGGAAAUAUGUUUAUUAACAGGAAUGUAUUUAUUGGACUAAUUAGAAGAGUGUUGGUAAAGCUUUAAAGUAAAAUAAUUAGACACAAAUAAUUUGUAAAAAUAAAACAAUAUAUGUUCAGCUUUAAUAAUGAUUUUAAAUGUAGCUGCCAUGUCUUUUGCCUGUUGGGUUUUUAAAUUUUACUUCCACUCACUUCCUUCUAGUACUUCUUAACUUUGUUUUUGUCUGGCUUUUUGCCCACUCUUAUUCUUUUCUAUUUUUUUAGGUAGGAUCUAUGAAAAUAUAUAUUAUGUAAAUUUAAUUUAUACUUAUUUAAAUGUUUGUUUUUUUGUACUGAUGAAGGCAUUUCCCAAAACAUUUACAUUUGCAUUUUGUAAAAAUUUGUAGUAACACUAGUGCAUUUAUUGGUAGUAACAUUAGAGAAUAGAUCGGUUGUAAUGCUAGUGAAUAUUUUGGUACCGUAGUAACUCUAGUGAAUAGACUGGCAGUAACAAUAGUGAAUAAAUGAGUAGAUUGGUUGUAACAUUAGUAAAUAGAUUGGUAGUAACAAUAAUGAAUAGAUUGUUUGUAAUAAUACUGGAUAAGAUUGGUAUUGGUAGUAGCAAUAGUGGAUAGAUUGGUAGUAAAACUAAUGGAUACUGGUACAUUGUUAGUAGAACUACUGUAUAUCUCUGUACAAACGCUAGUGGAUAUUUGUUACAAAGACCAGUGAAUAUAUUUUUACUAACAGUACUUACCAUGCUCUCUUAUUGGUAAUUAUAAUAAAUUGUAUUUUUUAAACUUCAGUUCCUAUCAGAAGCCAGUGUAUGUCAAGAAUCUGAUGUUGUGACCAAAAGUUUACUGGUGGCAGUGUGUGCUCUAGUCCAACUGGCAUCUGAAACAUUCUCACAGACUUCAGCACAGGAAAUUGCACUCACAGAAAGGGCCAGAACUGAAUGGAAUGAGUUCUUUUCAGAAGGAGUUUUCUCUCCCUUACUGCCAUUGUUUGUAUCUUCAGGUUGGUCUAUUACAUAAUUUAUUACAGCCAAUGUUACAUAAAUGGUACUAAAACCUUGUGCACUGAACCUGAAAUCUGUCCAAAAUGAAUGGCUUUGUGUGGCUUUACUUUAUCUUUGGAGAGUGGUACCAAGCCAAUAGUUUAAGAAACAGUUUUACUUUAAUGCACAAUCAUCUAUAUUUAACAAUGGCUUUUUAUUGAUAUGCAUUGGCACUUAAUUUUAUAGAAAGGAGUACAUUUGUUUUAUGAUCUGAGAACACAUCACAUAUAUUUUUUUCCCCUCAAAACAGCUUAAUCAGCCAAUUUAUUUUCUAACAUCACAUAAUUUUAAAAAAUUGUGCCUACGACCUAACUAACCUCCAUUUUAUUGAAAACCUCCAGCAGCUACAACCUCUGGAGACCUAGACCCCUGCUGGUCAUUUGUCUUGCACUCACUUGCCUCUGCAGCCAGCCUGUGUCCCCACUGGCUUGUCUUGGCUCACCAGCUGCCAGCUAAGCUGACUGCCACAGACACCUCAAGUAUUCCUGACAGCAUGAAGACACUGCUGAAUCAUUUGAGUCCACUGCUCAUGUUCAAGCUGAGAACAGUGGAAGUGGUGGCCUACACCAUGUUGUGGAGGUAAAUCACACAUUUUACAGGUUAUUUUUCUUAUUUUUUAAAAUUAUUGUACAAAAAAAAGGUAUAGACAAAUUUAACUUUGAAAAUUAUCAUUACAAUUCUUCUUCUUCUAUAUAUUAAGGGCCCACGAUCAAUUUAUUGAUCAUUCUGGCUGCUAUGCAUGUAGAGUGGAUUUACAACGUUUCUGUGCCUGGUGUUGAAGAGGAUAUUUCACUGGUUGCAAGGGCUACUCAGUGAGGGUAUCAUGAACUGGAGGUUGGAAGACAUGAGGCAAUAGACAGAAAUGUUUCAAGUGUUGUCGCCUCAACUGUUCCUUUUGGAAACUUGUUCCAGUCCCUGAUUGUCUUUGGCAGGAAUGAGCAGGUCCUGAACUGGCUUCUUGCUGGUAUGAGCCGUAACUGUCUGUCAUGGCCUCAUCGCUGUCUGGGAGAGGGCAGUGUUUCUAUUUAAUGCUGGAGCAGUGGACCAGUCCAUUAUUUAUCUUGUACAUCAUGGAGAGCCUGGAUAGUCAUUGUCGUUCCUCCAAUGGUGACCAGCCCAGUGUCUCCAGCAUGCUGCCAACACUAGAGGUAUUCCUUUAGUGGCCAGCAUGCUGCCAACACUAGAGGUAUUCCUGUAGUGGCCAGCAUGCUGCCAACACUAGAGGUAUUCCAGUAGUGGCCAGCAUGCUGCCAACACUAGAGGUAUUCCUGUUUUGGUUGAGGACAAAGGGUGGUGCCCAUCACCAUGUUUAAAAAAAGAUGGAAAAUAAAGAUGUAUGACAAACAUGCUGCUACUCCAGGAAAAGUCAUGAAUUUUUCUGUUUUUAUUUGGAAAAUUAUGAAAAAUUUGGUAACUUGGAUAUGCAUGCUAAUCAUAAUACAACAUAUGAUGUGUUUUAAGUUAAACCAUCUAAAUUACAGAUUAAUGGACAAUAUUAUUUUGGAGAAGAAGCAAACAGAGGACCAUUAACCCCAACAGAAGUGAAAUAAAUUGAAAAUUUACCAAAUCUUUAAGUUAUAUCUUUAUUUGUUUUUAUGUAUUCACCAUUGUUUGUGUAUCUCUAUUUCAUCAAAAGUCACCAUGUGGUAUUAUGAACUAUAUUUGCAGUAUAUUAAAAAUCUGAUUAUAGCAUGUACCGGUAGCUUAAUUUGUUGAGAAAAAAAAUUGACAAGAAUGUAAUUAGAUAUUUUAUGAUGUUUUUUUUUUUCAUCAAGAAUUAUGGAAGAGAUCCCAAAAUAUGAAGAGAGCCAAGAGAGUGACAACAAACAAGAAGAAGAAAUAAGGCAUGUAAAUUUAUUUUUUUUCUUCAAUCUACAUAGAAGUUAGCUGUGUGGUAACAUUGCCUAUAUAUUUGAAAAUUCCCUUUAUUUGAUAAAACAUAAGAGAAAACAAUGUACAAUUUAACAAAAAAAUUACUCUCCUCUAAAUAUUAUGAAUUUAUUUACCAAAUUUACACUUAAUCUAGGGCUCCACCUGAAGCUUUAAUAGAACAGGUUGAAUCGGCUGGGCACUUCCUGAACUGUCUGAAGGUUGUGCAGAUUGACGACCACAUUCUUAUGGACAGUGACACAGAGGAGCAUGCACAGGCCAUGGGAUAUUUGUUAGCCUGGAGACUGCUGCUGCACCUUUUUAGGUCCUCUGGCAAUCAGGUACAGUUUAGUGUACAGACGAUUUUGUGUAAACAAUGUUUGCCUUAAAUUUAUUUUAAUGCGGCAACAUGUUUACCCCUUGUAUACAAACAAAUUCAGCCUUAAAUUAUAAUUUUUCUUGAUAUCUUUCUGUAUUUCUUAGUACCUAUUUGAUAAGCCUGAAUGAAAAUCGCCCCCUUAUUGUCUAAAAAAGUUUUAGCCUCAAUGACAAAAAGAAUCCUACAUUCUUCUUGCUUUUCUGCUAGUAAUUUUUCAGAUGAUUAAUUUAAUAUAUAUUUUAAAUCAUUUACAGAUGAGGGCCAAAUAUGCUCAGUAUUUCAAGAUCAAUAACUCUGUCAGCCAUCUGCUGGAUCAUUUAUUUAGACUCAUGCCACAACAUCCCUCGUCUUCCAUCUUGGAUCUGGAUUACCAGCUUGACAUAAAUAGUAAACUCAGAUUUUCCUCUUUUUUUUCUCCCCUUCUUUUUUAAAAAUUAUAAUUUCAUAUUUUAACUUUCUAUACAAAAGUUAAUUUUUUAUUUUAUUUCUUUUCUUUCCUCUUUUUUAGCUUUAGUAAAAAAAAAAAAAUAUAUAUUUCAAAUUUUAACUAAAUAAGUGAGAGAUAAUUUUAUGCAAUUUUUAUUGAUUUAAUUUUAUGCAUAAUAUUAAUAUUAGUUUAGUAAUAUAAAAUAAGUCCAUUUAAGUGAAAAUGAACCUUUUAUAUGAAUAUCAAUUUUGCUCCUUGUCUCAGAUAAAGGCAAUGAUUUUGAGCUGGGCUACUUGGCUUUGUCAGUUUAUCGUCAAUGUCUUGAGAUCCUUCCAGCCCUUGUCAGGUCUUGGUGGGUAGACCAGGAUAGAAAAGCAUCCAAUUUUAUUGACAGGUAAAACAUUAUUAUUAUUUUUUUUUUACAUAUUGUUUGCACGAUCAACUGCACUUAUUCUCCCCUGAAAUAAUGAUGAAAUAUCAUGUGCUUAGUUAUCAGUUUUAACAAAUUCGAUGACAUUGAGGAAAAGUACACAUUUGGUCACUAGGUGCCACAAAUAUUUUUUUAAGCGUUAACAAAAAUUAUAUUAUUUUAGCUUUCUGGGGUUUUGACUAUUAAUUUCUAUUGGAAAUGACAAAUUAUAAAUUUAAUUUAAUUUACAUUUUCAGGACAUUACAAAGCUUCAUUAUUGUACAACUAAUCGGGAGUGCCAAUUGUGAGGAAAUAAUGGGGAAUGUCAUUUUACAUCUAAUGACUAACAAAUUUAGUGAUUCUUUUUACCCCCUCAGGUUCACCACUCAGUAUAUUAGUAGUGGCCUCAUUAGGCAGCAAAUCACCUCAGCCCAGGGUACAGAAAAUGGCAUGGCUGAUAUUACUGUAAGUUGUUGAAUGUAAACAUUGUGCUAUUCAUAGGAACCAGUAUCAAACUCAAGGGGAAAAUAUUACUCAUGUGAAUAUUGUUAAAUAUUCACUCAGUAUAUUCCAAAUUAUCUGAUACAUCAAGUUUUAAAUAAAUCAUAUGUUCCUUAUAAAAAUUUGACUAGCAAUGCACAGGUUAAAGUAAUCAAUAUUCUGUAAACAGUUGGUACCGGUAUUGGCUUAUUUUAGCUAAGAGCUCAUGGCUAAAAACGAGGUUAGACACCAAUUGGGUUGUGAUGAGCUAUCUCUCUUGCCACUUAUAAAUUGCAUGAAUCCAAAUUCAGUUUGUAUUUCAGUUUUACCGAUGAAGGCUUUAUCCGAAAGUCUUAAAUUUGUAUUUUGUCUUCUAGUCUAAUUUAAACUUAUCCGUUGUUUAAUUUUCACAAAUUAAUAUAUGGUUAUGUGAUAGCAAGAUAUGAGAUUUUUAAGUAUAAGGAAACUUAUGUCAAGACCUACACUUGUAUUUAGCAAUAUUUGAGAUAAGUGUAAGGAAACCUAUGUCAAGACCUACACUCGAAUAUAUCAAGAUUUGAGAUAUCCAAGUAUGAGGCAAGACCUACACUUGUAUAUAGCACUUGUAUAUAGCAAGAUUUGAGAUAUCUAAGUAUAAGUAAGCCUAUAUGAAGCCUUACAUGAACAUUUGUAGAAAGAUGGGGUAAAAUGUUAGUGUGUUCCUUUUUUUCGGAUUAGCAUUGUACCCAUUUUUUUCUAAAAGUCUCAAAGAAUUGCUAUCUCAUGCAUACAGUUUAUCAUUAUAAAAAAUUGUACAACAAAUCAGGAAAUUUUUUUUGUAAGGCUCCCUCUAUUUGCAGAUCCGAGGAAGACCUGCUGCCAGAGAAGUUUCUGCCACAUAUCAGAUGGCAGAAGUAACUAUUAACAUGAGCAUAGUGUUGCCAGAGAACUAUCCCCUAGGAAAGCUAGAUGUCACAUGUGACAAGAGAGUUGGUGUCUCCCAAGCACAAUGGGAUCGUUGGUUGCUGCAACUCAAUAUUUUCCUUCAACAUCAGGUUGGAAUUUUUAGUAGAAAAGUUAAACUAUAGAACCCAAUGAGAGCAAAAAAAUAUGUUAUAUUCUUGAAUUAAACACAUGUUCAUGUUUAUUCAUAUAUAAUUAGUGGCUCAGACUGCUGCUGUAAUGGUUAAGAUAUAAGGAAUGGAUUAAGGAUACCGGUAAUAGAUUAAUAAUUAUCCUUAUUUCAAUUUUUUCUAAUUUUGUACUUCUUCCCUCUUUUUCAUACUGUAGAAUGGGAGCAUUGUCGAAGGCUUGCGGCUGUGGAAAGGAAACAUAGACAAGAAGUUUGAGGGCAUUGAAGACUGCAUGAUCUGCUUCUCUGUCAUUCAUGGGACAACAUUCCAGCUGCCUAAACUCACCUGCAGGACGUGUAAAAAGAAGUUUCAUUCAGCCUGUUUGGUAAUUCUUCUUUCUUUUCUGCAUUCCCAAUAGACCCAAUUCCUAUUGUUGACAUCAUUAGGAGAUCUUUAAUCAAUUCUAUAAUAAUAUUGAUUACCUAGAGAGCGAAAAUUGGAAUAAAUAUAUUUUUUUAAAACAAAACAAACAAACAAAGCUCCUCAGAGAAUCUUUAAUAAUUAUAAUUGUGAGGAAAUAAAUUAUAUUAUUUUUUAAAGAACGCAAUAAGCAACAACAAAAAAAUUAAUAAAGUAGGCAGAUGUUAAUAUUUUUUUUAACAUGGUGAUGGAACAUAUUUCUUAAUAAAUGCGCACUGUCAGUAAUUAGUUAUUAAGGUUCCACUGGAUGAAGCACAUUUCUAAUUAAUAACUUGACAUUGUAUUUCCUUCCACAGUACAAAUGGUUCAACACAAGUCAGAAAUCUUCUUGUCCGUUGUGUCGAGACCUGUUUUGAUUGUCCAACAGCAAGGCCAUUAUUUUUCAUAUUGAAAAAUCAUAUGCUCACGUUUGAAACUCACAAUUAUUUGCUUAUUCUAAAUGGCUGUGUACCCAUAAGGAAGUGGAAAUAUGACAAAUAAAGAGGCUCUAAAAUGUAAACAUUUGUAUUGAUUGGAGAUUUUUUUUUUAAAUGGAAAAUUUCUUCCAUUGCAACAGAGAUUUUUAUAUAUCUCACCAAUGUUUGAUUACAUUGAAAUAAACAUAACUAUUAAUUAAAUGCAUUGAAAAUUGCACACGUUGUGUCCAUAAAUUAUUGGUUAUGUUCAAGGAAACUUAAACAAAUUUAAAUAAUAUACUAACAUGAUCAGAAACUUAUAAGCACAUUCACUUCACACAUUAAAAUAUUCAAACCUGUUGCUCAAUGAAAUAUUGCCAC
Messenger RNA from Lymnaea stagnalis (great pond snail), 26269 nucleotides. The record is from the annotation of a GenBank genome assembly. Lineage: Eukaryota; Metazoa; Mollusca; Gastropoda; Lymnaeidae.